Molecule: messenger RNA, 2844 nt
Organism: Caenorhabditis bovis
Lineage: Eukaryota; Metazoa; Nematoda; Chromadorea; Rhabditida; Rhabditidae
Source: the annotation of a GenBank genome assembly
AUGGGAAAAGAGAAAGAAGAAACAUUUGCUCUUUCAUUACCAAGAAAGAAAGGAAUAAGCCUUUCGGACUUCUACCGUUCAGCCACACUGCGCCCAAAAAAGCGUCAGACUGCUAUUGCUACAAUCAACAGACUUAGUGUGUCUUCAUUGAGCUCACGAUUGGCAAUGCCGCCGAAUGCACAAAAUGCUCCAAUGAAUAAUCGACACUCAGUGAAGGCUGUCCCAAUGCCGAUGGUCCCCUUGUCAACAAUUGAACAUCUCAACGGUUCGUCGGUUCUACUCUGUGUACCAUUCAUAUUCGGCACUUUGGUUAUGGACUAUUUCCGCGGUGCCCAAUUCCGAGACUUCAAUAUAAGCAUUCGAACGAUUCGAGAAGCCAUGAGAAGCCUUAGCGGAUUUUUCUUUCGUCGUCGAGAGAAUCAGGACUAUCGACGGCGCAACAUGGAUGCUCGGAUUUCCGUCAGUCGAUCUAAUCGUCGUGAAAAUGCGGACGCUCUAGCAAUUCUUAAAAGCGAACUCCGAGCACAUCAAUUGAUUUGGCACGACAAAUCAUAUCGUGGACGGAAGUUUAAGAAAGAAAUGGAUGACAUUUUGGAAAAAUCUGAAGAUGAUCAAGAUGAGACAAGUGACGCUUCCACUACAAUUUCCGCUGAGUCGCUCAAGAACUGUCAAUCCCGUCGCGAGACUCAGGUUAGCGUUUCACCUUUUACGUUCAAGACGAAGACAAAGGUCGGAAGCGAGAAGUUGUGCAAUAUUAAAGCUUCUGUGGAGAAAUUUACAGGACAAUGGAAUCGAUCGAAGCAUGAUUCGCAGUUCACAAAUUUGCCUUUCAAGGUUGAAGAGCAAGACGACAUAUUUGCUGAAAAGAAUGCCGACGCAAUAUUGAAGCUAUAUGAAGAUUAUGCAGAGUCGUUGAAAGCGACUCCAAUGAAUGCGUCUUUUCCACUCAACGAUGGAAACGCAAUCAAAUCUGUUUCGCAUUCUGUCAACACCGAUACCUGCGAUGGUUAUAAAAAUGUAGCUUUAUAUGAAGAAGCUCAACCGGCGAAGAUGGCGAUGAAUCGGGCGAGGCGUCAAACGCGGGUUAUUGUCUGGAACGAUGAAAACAAUCAAGACUCUGAGGUCCACACCGACUAUGUGUCAAAUCUUCCCGAAGUGUCCAUGGCAAAAUUCGAACUUGAAAGAUUGCGAAUUGACCACCCCGUUGGGAACAUUUACAAGCCGUUAAAGGGAUUUGGCGCAGCGCCAAUGAAAUCAUCAACCAGUUCAUCACAAGAAGCCGUCGAUGCAUUAUUAGAGAAUAUCGAGAACAAACGGAUUCAAUAUGCGAUGCCAUUGUAUAACACACCAAAGAUUUCCGAGAAGAUGUCUCAGCCAUCGCCAAAAGGACGUUUGAAGCAUAAGGUGCACCGAUUCAAGAAUGAUGAAGUGAGCAGUUACAAGUUGUAUGAAAUUGAAGAUAAUGUCAAUUCGUCAUUGGUUGGUUCAAACGUUUUCCCGACGCCUAAAAAAUCUGAAGUCAAUCCAACGAGAGAAAGCAAAAUUUUUGGACAUGCUAAUAAUACCGAAAUUUGCAAAUCGAAGCGAUUUUCGGAACGAAGGCAGACACAGAUUAUUGCUCCUCCAGGAGGACGCGUCUAUCCAAUUGAUUGCAAACCACCACUUCCAUUCAAAAAAGCUCCACAGAUGUCAAAGCAACAAUCUUCUGCAAAGGAUGCUCGUUCCGUGAAUCCACCAUCUCGUCGGCAGAUUUAUGAAAACAUUGAGUACUUUCGCCAAUUGGUCGUGCCACCAGAUGACCAUCAAAAGAAAGCUUCUACUUUUACCAUGCACGCAUAUGAGUCCGUUCCUGUGGAUGGCCCAAUUUCGAAAGCGUCAAGAACCAGCCAGCAUGCUACUCAGACAUUACCGCAAAAACCGUUGCCACCACUUCGUACUACAUCACUGGAUAUUUACUCACGUAGACGAGCUUCAUCCGCUGUAUUUCCAUCAACAAUUCGCGAGAAUAUACCUAUUUCGCAAAGAACCAGAUUUUCGGAGAUUCCAGCCAAAGUCGUUUCAACAGGGUUUCAACCAAAUCGAUCAGCGACACCGUCAUCAAAAUUUCUGGAAAGACAAGAAGCGAUCGCGUUGCAAACAUUUUCGAGGAAUCCGACUGCAGUUGAGUCACAUAGUUUUUCAACCCAACCAGCAACGUCACCAUCAUCAAGAUUUGUUUCGACUCAAUUUGGGGCCAUUCGACAACGAUUUCCAACACCACAAACAUCGACAUUGUCAACACGAUAUUCCGCGAUUCCGGAUGCUGCUUUUUCACCACGAUUUCGAGCCGAGCUGGAAUCAGCUCCAAGGUCGCGAUUUUCAAGCAACGAAGAUCUUCAGCAAAAAUCCCGAUCAACAUCAUCGCCAGCUAGACUUACAUCUAAUCUACGUACAGCUUCUCUGCCGCCAAGAGCGCCAUCGAGACCUUGCAAGGUCAUCUUGCCGCCAAAGCUGCCAUCCAUUCCGCGUUCUGUCAACUUGCAUACAAGUUCUCCAUCGCCUUCAGAAACAACAUUGUCAACAAAUGCUGAUGUGUUCCCAUCAUCUAGAGCAUCAGCGUCUCCAAACCACGAAGUCCGCAACGAUAUCAACCGCAAUUCAUCAGGUGCGCUUUCAUCAUUUGGCCGUGCACCAUCGGGACUUAGCGAUGCCAGCAGCGACAGUAACAAUGGCAACCGACGUAUGAACUCAAUGAGCCAAUCAACAUUUGUCACUUAUGGCACCGAUACCGCCUCCAUGCUCAAUUCUGGCCGAUCCAAUGCAACACACAAUGUCAAAGUUAAUUUAAAUGAGAUAUGGCUCUAA